AUGACUGCACAGUUCAGGGCCUCCUACCUUUUCCCCCUCCUCCUAGCUGGCUUUGUGCAGACAAAUCCCAAGGUGGAGAAGAUGAAGAUGGAUUGCUACAAAGACGUGAAAGGCACCAUCUAUGAGUACGACGCCCUCGCGCUCAGUGGGAAGGAGCGCGUCCCGUUCAGGCAGUACGAGGGCAAGCAUGUCCUCUUGGUCAACGUGGCCACCUACUGUGGUCUAACAGUCCAAUACACUGAUCUGAACACACUUCAGGAAGAGCUGAAGCCAUUUGGACUGGUUAUACUGGGCUUCCCCUGCAACCAAUUUGGAAAGCAAGAACCAGGAGAGAACUCAGAGAUCCUUCUGGGACUGAAGCAUGUCCGUCCAGGGGGAGGAUAUGUACCAAAUUUCCAGCUUUUUGAGAAAGGUGAUGUGAAUGGGGAAAAAGAACAGAAGGUUUUCACCUUUUUGAAGAACUCCUGUCCUCACCCCUCUGAGCUUUUGGGGUCUUUCAGACAAAUCUCCUGGGACCCAAUAAAGGUCCAGGACAUUCGCUGGAAUUUUGAAAAGUUCCUGGUGGGGCCUGAUGGAGUCCCUGUCAUGCGCUGGUCCCAUCGGGCUCCAGUCAGUACAGUCAAGUCGGACAUCCUGACGUACUUGAAGCGGUUCAAGGCUAAUUAG
Molossus molossus (Pallas's mastiff bat) is the source of this 666-nucleotide messenger RNA. Its product is annotated as epididymal secretory glutathione peroxidase-like. NCBI's taxonomy places the organism in Eukaryota, Metazoa, Chordata, Mammalia, Chiroptera, Molossidae. Bases 1 to 666 code for a protein of 221 amino acids. Gene Ontology annotation, biological process: response to oxidative stress. The record is from RefSeq and is a predicted model, not a curated record. Gene Ontology annotation, molecular function: glutathione peroxidase activity. The transcript has 5 exons.